This is a messenger RNA of Nezara viridula (southern green stink bug), 282 nucleotides long. The record is from the annotation of a GenBank genome assembly. NCBI's taxonomy places the organism in Eukaryota, Metazoa, Arthropoda, Insecta, Hemiptera, Pentatomidae.
AUGGCGGCGAAGGGGUGUGGAAUUACGGUAGGAUGUAUCCCUAACUGGGGCAAAAGGAGCAUGGUUCGUGAUUGUGGGAGGAUUCGCGUGAUUUGGCAGCAGAUUGAGGGAAAAAUUCCCCGCGGGACUGCGAACGAUGGCAAUCGGACAACAAGCACGCUUUCAUUCGUCCCUAGCAAAGAAGACGAUGGGCAGAACUUGACUUGCAAAGCGGAAAACCCCUCCAUCACUGGAACACCCCCAUUGUCCGACUAUUGGACUCUUCACAUCCAAUGUAAGUAA